AAUCUGUAGAAAGUUUAAAGUUUAAAACACUGGAGACUCAUAAAAAGACGAGAAACUUUACUAUUUGUUUAUUCCUUGGUCUCCACUAUAAACCAUUAUUGAAUGAUGUACAUUUGUAAGUGCAUGUAGAUAUAUAUGCAAAUACUGUAUAAUAAAAGUAUUCACGGAUGCAUUGUAAGAAAAAGGCAGAGUGAAGAGAGAAGUGAGAUUUGAAUAACUUCUCCACCACUGCUAAAAACAGCUCAAAGAAGCAUUGGCUUCACGUGACAUCUUACCUGUUACUGUCCGUGACCAACAACUUGGAUAAUUCAUGCCAUUACUAAUCUUGAGUUGCAAACUUUCUUCUUCGAUUUGAUUCGAUCAUGGUCCCUUCUUGUUGUUUCUAUGCGUUCUUUUUACUGGUGAUUACUUUCUACUUGGUUUCUCCCGUGAGAUCAAGCGACGUUGAAGCUCUACUGAGUUUGAAAUCAUCCAUUGAUCCAUCAAACUCAAUUCCAUGGCGAGGAACAGAUCUUUGCAACUGGGAAGGUGUCAAAGAAUGCAUUAACGGAACAAGAGUCUCAAAGCUUGUUCUUGAGAAUCUGAACCUCACUGGCUCACUAAACGAGAAGAGCUUGAACCAGUUAGACCAGCUUAGAGUCCUUAGUUUCAAAGGCAACUCUCUAAAUGCCUCAGUCCCUAACCUCUCUGGUUUGGUCAACCUCAAGUCUCUUUUCCUCAACGACAACAACUUCUCCGGCGAGUUCCCUGAAUCACUGACGUCUCUCCACCGACUCAAAACCAUUGUCCUUGCCGGAAACAGGCUUUCCGGACAGAUCCCUAGCUCGCUGCUCCAUCUCUCACACCUUUACACGCUUCACCUCCAGGACAAUCUCUUCUCCGGAUCCAUUCCUCCUCUCAACCAAACAACUAUUAGAUUCCUUAACGUCUCUAACAACCAGCUCUCUGGCCCUAUCCCGCUGACGCAAGCCCUGAAGCAGUUCAAUGAGUCUUCUUUUACAGGAAACAUAGCUCUAUGCGGAGAUCAGAUUCAAAACUCCUCAUGCAGAAGAGUCUCUUCCAAGCCUUCAGCAAUUCCAGCGAUGUCUAUAGCCAACAAAACAAAGACCAAAACAAAGCUCAUUGUAAUCAUUGUCGGAAGCAUCAGUGGGGGUAUUGUGAUACUUCUCCUGGCAUUGCUUGUUCUGAUACGAAGACAGAAGCUAACCAAAUCCAAGAGAGAAGAGUGCAUAAGCAAAGCAGUGGGAGAGUCAGACAGAGCAACAGAAGGUGACAGGAGAAACAACAAAAGGUUCUCAUGGGAGAAAGAUGAAGAAGGAUCAUCAGUGGGGACUCUGGUUUUCUUGGGGAGAGGUGAACCAGACACCACGGCGGUGAGAUACAGCAUGGAUGAUUUACUCAAAGCUUCAGCUGAGACGUUAGGAAGAGGAACGAUAGGGAGCACUUACAAGGCCGUGAUGGAGUCUGGUUUCAUCGUGACUGUCAAGAGGCUUAAGGACGCGGCAGGGUUUACUCGAAUGGAGGAGUUCAAGAGACACGUUGAGAUCCUUGGGAGGCUCAAGCACCCUAACUUGGUGCCUCUCAGAGCCUACUUCCAAGCCAAAGAAGAAUGCUUGCUCGUCUACGAUUACUUCCCCAAUGGAAGUCUCUUCUCUCUUAUCCAUGGAAGUAGAGUUUCUGGGAGUGGGAAGCCUCUUCACUGGACGUCAUGUCUGAAAAUAGCUGAGGAUUUGGCAAUGGGUCUUGUCUACAUUCAUCAGAAUCCCACCUUAGUUCACGGGAACUUGAAGUCCUCCAAUGUUCUGUUAGGUCCUGACUUUGAGUCAUGCCUCACGGACUACGGUCUGAGAGAUCUCCAUGAUCCUCAAGACACAAGCGCUUCCUCUCUCUUCUACAAAGCUCCUGAGUGCAGAGACUCACGCAAGGAAACGACACAACCCUCUGAUGUCUACAGCUUUGGGGUCCUCCUUCUAGAGCUUCUAACAGGUAAAACUUCAUCAUUCCAUCAACACGGGUCUGAUAUCUCCAGAUGGGUGCGCGCGGUGAGAGAGGCAGAGACUGAAUCCGGCGAGGAGAUGAAUUCUUCUGAGGAGAAACUUGAAGCUCUUUUGAGCAUUGCCACGGCUUGCGUGGCUGUUCAGCCUGAAAAGCGGCCUGUGAUGAGAGAGGUGUUGAAGAUGGUGAAGGAUGCAAGAGCCGAAGCAGUAGUGUUGUCAUCUUACAGCAGUGAUUAUUCACCUGGGAGAUGGUCAGAUACGGUUCAGAGCUUUCCAAGGGAGGAUCAUAUGAGCAUAUGAAGCAAAGUUUGUGCGCCUUCUCUCCAUCGUUGAAAUAGAACUAGGGGUUCAUGCAAUCUGCUUCAGUCUUUUUCAUGCUUACCAAAAACAAAAGAAAUGGAAGUAUAUGUAUACAUUCUAUUGGAUUUAAAUUGCAUGAAUAUUACACACUC
Molecule: messenger RNA, 2449 nt
Organism: Brassica rapa (field mustard)
Lineage: Eukaryota; Viridiplantae; Streptophyta; Magnoliopsida; Brassicales; Brassicaceae
Product: inactive leucine-rich repeat receptor-like serine/threonine-protein kinase At1g60630
Biological process (GO): protein phosphorylation
Molecular function (GO): ATP binding; protein kinase activity; protein binding
Source: RefSeq, a predicted model, not a curated record